UUUACUUUCUCGGUCGAGGUUUUGUGUUUUCGUUUCAUUUAGUUUUCGUAUCCUGUUUUUAGUUUUAUUUUCAUUUUACGAUUGUGAUUAAGUGGCGAGCAUUGGCCGGCCGCAUAGAAGCCCAGCGAAAGGAAACCAAAGGGCCACUACAAGUGAGAUAAUAGAAUACGUAACACAGAAAGAUGUUAAAGUUGACAACGUUUCUUAAAUCAUCAAGGUUUUUCUCUACGACCAGUGUCCGUUGGGCAAGUAUUGUUUACGAUUGCUUAUAAGCUGAAACCAAAUCACCUUUGGACUGGCGCUAACAUAUCCUGUCCCGUUCCUGGUAGUUUGUAAAAAUCUGCUGACCUCAAGCGUGCGUAAGAUAAGGUUCGAAAUGGAAUGAAAAAGCACUUUGUUAUCAGUCAUCUGUGCCCGUUUGAUAAUACACGACUAAGUGGACCUGUUGCGUUUGCGUUUCUGUUUAGUUAGCGUAACCUUCUGUAGUAAAAUGAGGAACGCCGAUCGCGUGAACGUAAAAGUGCACCAAGGUACGGUAUGCGGUGUGCGGGAAACUCUUCCGAAUGGAAACGGGUUUUGUGCGUUCCGGGGGAUCCCGUAUGCCAAACCUCCGGUUGGGGAGUUGCGCUUCAAUGCGCCACAACCAUUGGAACGGUUCCCCCAGCCGGUGUUGGAUUGCAGCGUCGAGAGGGACGUAUGUUUCAGCAGAAACAUGUUCACCCAGGAACUGGAGGGAUCGGAAGACUGUCUCCAUCUGAACGUGUACACGCCAGCCGUAGAGCGUGGAGGUAAUCCUUUGCCCGUGAUGGUAUUCAUUCACGGUGGUGCCUUCUUGUUCGGCAGUGGCAACAGUGACUGCUAUUCUCCUGAGUAUCUGCUGCAGGAGGACGUGAUUGUGGUGACGUUGAACUAUCGCCUCGGUUCGCUAGGCUUUCUGCAUCUACCCAGCCAGGGUGUCGAAGGGAACGCCGGGCUGAAGGAUCAGCUGAUGGUGUUGAAGUGGGUGAAACAAAAUAUUGCCAACUUCAACGGUGAUCCGAACAAUGUGACGCUUUUCGGUGAAAGUGCCGGUGCGGCUUCCGUCCAUUUGCACCUUCUUUCACCGGUCUCGCAGCCUUACUUCCACAAGGCUAUCUGUCAGAGUGGUUUGUCGGUAAUGGAGUGGGCCAUGCAGCUUGACUCUGUAGAACGGACGCGCCACUUGGCGAGACUGAUCAAUCCGGAUGCCAAAACCGACGAGCAAGUUUACCGGACGCUCAUGGAUGCGAGUCACGUCGAGCUGAUGGGACUGAUGGUGAAUACACUUUCGGCGGAUGAAAAGCGGCGCGGGUUGCCGAUGCCCUUCAAGCCGGUUGUGGAGGAAAGCGUGGGGCCUGAUACGAUAGUUCCGAUGCAUCCGUUUCACGCCAUGCAGCAACCGAACCGUAUUCCCUCGAUACCGAUAAUUUUUGGUAACAAUAGCGGCGAGGGCAUCAUCAUGAUGCUGGAUGCGGGGAAAAAGCUGGACCUCUAUGACAACGAUAUGGCCCGGAUGAUCCCACGAACGGUGAACGUGGCACCGGAGAGUGCGGCCAGCGAGCGGCUGGGCAGCGAAGUUAAACAGUUUUACUUUGGUUCGGCCGGUGUUACGGAGGAGAGUGCUCACAAGUUGGCCGAUCUGAUGACCGACUACCACUUCGACAUUCUGGGCAAUACGUGCGCGGAACUACACGCCCGCCAUCAGCACAGUUCGCCAAUGUUUUACUACAACUUUACGUACGACGGUGAGCUGAACAUGUACAAGCGAUUGCUUCAGUUGUCCUACCCUGGCGCAUGCCACGCGGACGAGUUGUCGUAUCUAUUUCUAAUGAGGCUAGCAAAUUAUGACGUUAACCCAGAAACGGAGGCAGCGCAGGUUCGUCGGAAUAUGUGUCGAAUGUGGACAAAUUUUGCCAAACACGGUCAUCCAACGCCACCCAACGACCAGAGCAUAACGUACCGAUGGGAACCGGUGGAUAAAAUACCUCCGACUGCCUCGAGUGAUUCAUUCCAGCUGCAGUGCUUGGACAUCAACGCGGAGCCAAAAAUGAUACUGAAUCCAAAUGGCGAACGGAUUCAAUUUUGGCGGAAUGUCUACAGGCAGUGGAAUGACAACUUUUUGAAAGUCAAGUUGUAAAACAACGCAACGUGUGGGAAAUGGACGCAUUUGGAAGCGCCGGGUGUUGGGAGUAUAAUGGGAUGCAAUGUGGAAAACCUUUUUACGAAAUUAACAAUUAUGUGCAAUAUAAAAAAACAUUGUUUCUUUAUUUCUCUCUUUCAGUAGAAGGCACAUUUAAUCGAUGUUCGGGAGCAGAUGGGAUCCGUUAAACAUUUUGUACAGCUUUUUCCAGAAUUUGAAUCUCUCGGAGAAGCAAUCCGGCACCAUUGAAUUGGCUUGUUCGAGGCCGCGCAGUUCCAUGGCCGGCAGUUGAAAUUCUUUCGAAUCGUCAUCCAAAUGCGGCACGGCCAUCCAGCUGGGCAAACUUGAGCUGGGGUUUCCUUCCCGCGCCAAAGUGGUCCAUAAACCGCAUAUAAACUUCCUCAUCUGGGCCGCUUCCGAAUGUUCCUCGACCGCGGAGGUGUUGAAAAGCGUAGAGCUAGAACGAUGAUAAAACUUAAUGACUCUUGACAGAGAGCUACAUACGACUAAUCGCACCGCACCUGAAGAGAUAGUACACAUCAUCACCGUGGGCAGC
Molecule: messenger RNA, 2714 nt
Organism: Anopheles bellator
Lineage: Eukaryota; Metazoa; Arthropoda; Insecta; Diptera; Culicidae
Gene: clt
Product: esterase B1
Exons: 4
Coding region: 491-2155 (554 amino acids)
Source: RefSeq, a predicted model, not a curated record